Molecule: messenger RNA, 1384 nt
Organism: Melospiza melodia melodia
Lineage: Eukaryota; Metazoa; Chordata; Aves; Passeriformes; Passerellidae
Gene: FAM180A
Product: family with sequence similarity 180 member A
Exons: 3
Coding region: 173-691 (172 amino acids)
Source: RefSeq, a predicted model, not a curated record
UUGGGAGAGGAGCUGUGCGCUGACUUCAGCUCCACUCAGAAGAACAGGCAGGUUCUUCUGCAAAGGGGGAGGGGGAGAGGAAAAGCCAUCACUUAUUCCUGAAAAGAAAGGAGCUGGGAAAAUAAAAAAAAAAGCUACUGUACAGCUAGACAUACGUAUUUUAAAGAGAAGGAUGCUUUGGAAGACUCUGGUGCUGCUGCUGUUCUAUUGCAGUGCUUAUGCCACUGUGACCCACAGAUGGAGCAGAGCUGUGCUUUUCCCAGCUUCUCAGAGAUUCAAGAGGUCCUCAGCUGCCUUCCUGAACCCAGUGUUACAGAACUCCCUGGAGGAUGUGGUCCUGCUUUAUGAGUUUCUUUUAGCUGAGCUCGACAUCGACAAAGGUCAGAGGAUCUCCAUCAAGGAUGAGGAGCUGGCUUCCCUGAGGAAGGCUGCUGAGUUUGACACCAUCUGCAACGAGAUCAUCCCCAAGAGCAUCCCGGAGAUCCGCAGGCUGAGCAGCAGGCUGUCCUCCUACCCCAGGGUCCUCAAGAAGGAGGACUUUGAGAGGACAGUGCUGACCAUGGUCUACACGGCCUACAGAGCUGCCCAGUCCCAGGGGCACCAGAAGGACACCUGGGCUGAGUCCUUUGUCAACCUCUACAAAGCCCUGAAGAACGACUUGAUGCUGUCAUACAACAAACAGCCCUCGUAGUGGAAGGGGAGCAGCAGCUCAGCCACCUGCCCUGGCUGGUGAAGGACACCUCGGAGCACACCCACCACUUUAUUCUCUAAAGAGUUUCAUAGCCUGCUUCGUGAAAGAUUGUUCGUUUUCUGGCUCCCUCUUGUGGAAUCCUCUUUCUAGUUCCAUGCUAAACGGUGAAAAACGUCUUCAGCCCUGAGAAUUUGAUUUUUGUGCUGGCUUGGAGGCGCCUUCUGUGACAGGAAAAGGAGGCAGUUUGGUGCACACCCAGACAGAUCAGGCAAACCCUUGAUUCAUCCUUUGGGUUUCCUAUAAGCAAUACAUAAAUAUACUGUGCUUGAGCUCACAUGCUGGAGAGUGCUGCUUUUCUAGCUGGGUAAAGAAGUUCAUGUUUUGGCUGGUCAGUAAAAGAAUAUGACACAGAGAUGAGGGCCUGCUGUAAAAGGAAGAGGUUUCAUAACCUUCAGCCUUCAGAAAUUAUGCCACAUAUUAUCCAUUCCAAAUGUUCUCAUAAAUAAGCACACUCUGAUUCACUUUAUUUGGCUGAGCCAGUGUUUAAUUGCAAUAACAUUUUCAGAAGACAAAAGGCAUUGUGAGGACCAGCAGCAAACAAUGCCUGUGAACGUAUUCCCUGCUUCCUGGAGCUGUCAUCCCAAACAGUCUGCAAUGAUUCUUUCAUUAUUUGCACAUGACUUUGCUUCUGCU